AUGGCAGCUCGGCGGCGGCGGCGGCGGCGGCGGGGGACAGGCGGCAGCCGGGCGCGAGCACUGAAUGAAGCUGAAAGAGUUAAUCAUGGCAAAACAGCUACAGAAGACCCUCCACCUGCAAAGAAAAUUCGAAAAUGCCAGAAGAUGAAAAAGGAGCCUGUGGCUGGAGGAAAGGCUGAUAAUGACAGGAUGGAAAACAAGCAAGGUCAGCUCCCCAACAUACAUAGGCCAGGGAGCACCUGGGCCAGCAAGGGGUCUCUGGGAGGGUCUGUGAAGACCUUGCUGUUAAAGGGCAAAGCUCCAGUGGACCCAGAGUGCACAGCCAAGGUGGGGAAGGCCCAUGUAUACUGUGAAGGAAAUGAUGUCUAUGAUGUCAUGCUAAAUCAGACCAAUCUCCAGUUCAACAACAACAAGUAUUAUCUGAUCCAGCUGUUAGAAGAUGAUGCACAGAGGAACUUCAGUGUUUGGAUGAGAUGGGGCCGAGUUGGGAAAAUGGGGCAGCACAGCUUGGUGGCUUGUUCUGGGGACCUCAGCAAGGCCAAGGAAAUCUUUCAAAAGAAAUUCCUUGACAAAACAAAAAAUAAUUGGGAGGAUCGUGAGAAGUUUGAGAAGGUGCCUGGAAAAUAUGAUAUGCUACAAAUGGACUAUACCACCAAAACUCAGAGUGAAGAGGAAACAAAUAAAGGUGAAUCUCUCAAAUCCCCCCUGAAACCAGAGUCACAGCUAGAUCUUCGUGUACAGGAGCUGAUAAAGUUGAUCUGUAAUGUCCAGGCCAUGGAAGAGAUGAUGGUAGAAAUGAAAUACGAUACCAAGAAAGCCCCACUUGGGAAGCUGACAGUGGCACAAAUCAAGGCAGGUUACCAGUCUCUUAAGAAGAUUGAGGAUUGUAUUCGGACUGGCCAGCAUGGACGAGCUCUCAUUGAAGCAUGCAAUGAAUUCUACACCAGAAUACCACAUGACUUUGGACUCCGUACCCCUCCAUUAAUCCGGACAGAGAAAGAACUGUCAGACAAAGUACAGCUACUAGAGGCUUUGGGAGACAUUGAAAUUGCCAUUAAACUGGUGAGGACAGAACUGCAAAGCCCAGAACACCCACUGGACCAACACUAUAGAAAACUACAUUGUGCUUUGCACCCUUUAGACCAUGAGAGUUAUGAGUUCAAAGUGAUUUCCCAGUACCUACAGUCUACACAUGCUCCCACACACAGUGACUAUACCAUGACCUUGCUGGACGUUUUUCAAGUAGAGAAGGAGGGUGAGAAAGAAGCCUUCAGAGAGGACCUUCAUAACAGGAUGCUGCUAUGGCAUGGUUCCAGGCUGAGUAACUGGGUGGGAAUCCUGAGCCACGGGCUUCAAAUUGCCCCACCUGAGGCUCCCAUCACAGGUUACAUGUUUGGAAAAGGAAUCUACUUUGCUGACAUGUCUUCCAAGAGUGCCAAUUACUGCUUUGCCACUCGCCUAAAGGAUACUGGACUGCUGCUCCUGUCAGAGGUAGCUCUAGGUCAGUGUAAUGAGCUACUAGGGGCCAAUCCAGAGGCAGAAGGAUUACUUCAGGGCAAACACAGCACCAAGGGGCUAGGCAAGAUGGCUCCCAGUCCUACGUGCGCCAUCACCUUGAAUGGGAGUACAGUGCCCUUAGGACCAGCAAGUGACACAGGAAUUCUGAAUCCAGAGGGUUAUACCCUCAACUACAACGAAUUUAUUGUCUAUAACCCCAACCAGGUCCAUAUGCGAUACCUUCUAAAGGUUCGAUUUAAUUUCCUGCAGCUGUGGUGAAUGUUGAUAUUAAACAAACCAGAGAAAAUAUGGUCUUCAAGCAAGAAAACAGGCAACGUUGUACUUUCGAUUUUCUCAUAUUUUUUGUAAUAAAGACAGUACAAAUCU
This is a messenger RNA of Lipotes vexillifer (Yangtze River dolphin), 1884 nucleotides long. It is a transcript of the gene PARP2, whose product is annotated as poly(ADP-ribose) polymerase 2. Gene Ontology annotation, cellular component: nucleolus. The record is from RefSeq and is a predicted model, not a curated record. Gene Ontology annotation, molecular function: NAD+ poly-ADP-ribosyltransferase activity. NCBI's taxonomy places the organism in Eukaryota, Metazoa, Chordata, Mammalia, Artiodactyla, Lipotidae. Bases 1 to 1776 code for a protein of 591 amino acids. Gene Ontology annotation, biological process: double-strand break repair; protein poly-ADP-ribosylation. The transcript is spliced from 16 exons.